CUGCAGGACCCUUGAGGAUUAGGGUUGGGGACCUCAGAAUUAUAGCGAAUCAUAUUUGAACCACACGGCUCACCGUACUGCGAUGAUGUCACUGCUAUCAGGCAGUUUGUAUUUUUUUGGCGGGGUCUGUUAAUACGUUUGGAUGGUUAGUUCCUUUUGUAAACACCCUUAAACCCACGGAAUAUGGAACGCGGAAGGAGGAGCCGAGCAACUAGUAGACCAUCGGAGCUGCCGAUGAGAGUGCAAGACAGUAAUAGGAUGAGCAUGGUGUACACAACACCCCAGAGCAAGCAACCUUCUUAUGGAAAGCUCAGCCUAACAAAACCAUCAUCUGUGAACUCUGAAAGGCGAACCAGCUUCUUUGGUGCCAGGACUAGUGGGGCCAGCAUGCCUCGCAACAGUCUCAUGUCAGGGUUUGGAGGAAAUGAGAAGAUCAAAGAUGCCAGACCUCUUCACGAUAAAUCAUUUGUUCAGCAAUGCAUCAGGCAGCUUCAUGAGUUCUUGACAGAGCAAGGUUAUCCAGGCACUUUGUCAGCCAAAACUCUUCAGUCCCCAUCUACCAAGGAGUUUGUGAAGAUGUUUGAGUUCAUUUAUCGCCAGCUUGACCCAACUUUUGAGAUGCCAAACUCUAAAGUUGAGGAGGAGGUUCCGGCUAUGCUUAAAGCUUUGGGGUAUCCAUUUGUUCUCUCCAAGUGUUCAAUGUAUUCUGUUGGAGCUCCCCAUACCUGGCCUCAGGCCCUGGGUGCUCUCAUGUGGCUAAUUGAUACUGUUAAGAUUAACUGGAGCUUAAUGAAGCAGGAACUGCUGUUCAGCGACUUCUGUGAAGACAACGACAACAUUGAGGAGGGGGCUGAAUUUAACAAGCUCUUCCUUGAUUACACAGCUGAAACGUACUCAAAGUUCAUGCAGGGUGAUGACACAUUUGAAGAUGAGGAUGAAGCAUUCCUCAGCAAACUAAAGAAGCUUUACAAUGUGGAUGAAGCCCUGCUGGUCUCAAUGGAGGAAAAGCACAGAAUACUCAGUAAGGAGGUUGAACAUCUGGAGAAAGAAAAUCAGACGGACCGUUUAAUGACCAAGAGGAUGGAAAGGGUGAAGCUGCAGGCAGAUCUCAAGAAACUCCAGAGUUAUCGAAGCAGCCUGGAUUCUUUUGAAACCAAUCUCGAAAAUAAAACUUCAGAACUGAAUAAUGAGCUGGAAAACAGCGUCAGUCAUCUGCAAUCUCUGAAGCAUGAGAGGGAUGAACUGCAACAAGUCCUGCAGAACCAGAAAUUUACUCCUGCUGAUGUAGAGAGGAUCAACAGAGAAAAGAGGGAACUCCAACAGACCAUCUCCACUCUCAGCAAGUCUCUUGAGGAUGCCGAACAGUACAAGUGGAAUGAAGAGAUUGCUCUGGCAAAAGUUAAAGAGAAGGCCGAGUUGAAGCUGGCAGAGUACCACAAGCUGGCACGGAAACUGAAGCUAAUACCACAGUCUGCAGAAAACGCUUGUGGUCAGGAUUUUGAGAUCAGGCCAUUUGAAUGUGGAGCCAGCAACAUGCUUCAACAUAAAACACAGAUACAGAUGCUUCUGAGAAAGCUGAUCAGUGAUGUGGAGGAAGAGAACAGUCGGUUAGCAAACCUGAAGCUUAGCUUUGAGGAGUCUUCUGAACAGAUUAGUUCCAACAUAAUAGACAAGUCCAACGACCUGAAGCAGCUCAGAGAGCAGAUGCGUAAACUGGAUGAACAGCUGGAUUGUGAAAUGCAGGAGCUGGCUCGGGAGGAGCAGGAGUGGGCAGCAGAGAUAGAGUCGGUGGAAAACCAUCGCAAACUUCUUGAGAAGAAAGUUAAUUAUGGCUAUGAUGAGGCGGUGCAGCAACUGAAGGCAGCACAACAACAGUACCACCUGGUACUGCAAGAAACAAAUGAGGAGAGGAGAACUGUAGCCAACAACCUGGCAUCUGUAUUCACCACAGCUGCCAACCACCUAUCAAUUACUGAGAAGUCCCUGGAGGAUCUGCACAGCAGAGUGCAGCGCGUUUGCUCUAAGGCUGUAGAGGAAGACAAGGCUGCUGUACAGAAGCUGCGGGAUACUUUGAAGAACUUCGUGUCGGCAGCGAAUAGUUUAUAAAAAAAACAAAACAAAAAAAAAAAAAACUGCAGGAUAAAGAUCUGUAGUUCUGCAGCUGAACUUAAUUUCAAGGACAACGGAAGUGUGGAUUUUCCCUUUUUUUCUUACUUUAUUUCUGUCCUAAAAAACAUACUGUUGAAUUCUAUUUUCAUUUAUUUGUUCUUUACAGGUUUUAGAAACGUUGUAUAACUUUGUUGAUGUACCCAUUCACAAUAAAAAAGUAAAUACUCCAUUUUAGAAUUUAUGAAUUGAA
This is a messenger RNA of Melanotaenia boesemani (Boeseman's rainbowfish), 2359 nucleotides long. RefSeq names its product NDC80 kinetochore complex component (gene ndc80). Gene Ontology annotation, cellular component: Ndc80 complex. The coding region runs from base 184 to 2106 and encodes 640 amino acids. The transcript has 17 exons. Lineage: Eukaryota; Metazoa; Chordata; Actinopteri; Atheriniformes; Melanotaeniidae. Gene Ontology annotation, biological process: attachment of mitotic spindle microtubules to kinetochore. The record is from RefSeq and is a predicted model, not a curated record.